UCGUGGCCUCGCAUAAAAGCCACCGGACACGCGAAGCUUUUCGGUUCUGUCCGGGCAAGCCCAGCACACCCUAUCACAAUUCACAAGCUCUCUCUCUCCCUCUCUCUGCUUCGACGACUCCUCUUCCUGCCACCUCUCUGCUUCGUGCCAAGUGAAGCUAAGCUGUUGAUGCGAGUGAGGGUGUGCUCGCCAUGGCUCUCACUGACGACCACGACGAGUACGCCAAGCUCGUCCGGGGGAUGAACCCGCCGAGGGUUGUGAUCGACAACGAUGCCUCCGACGAUGCAACCGUCAUCCGGGUGGACAGCGUCAACAGCCACGGCACCCUCCUCGCCGUCGUCCAGGUCAUCGCCGACCUCAACCUUGUCAUCCGUAAGGCCUACUUCUCUUCCGACGGGAGCUGGUUCAUGGACGUGUUCAAUGUCACUGACCGUGACGGGAACAAGGUUCUUGACACGCCAACCAUCUCCUACAUCCAGAAGACGCUGGAAGCGGAGGAUUGCUACUACCCGGAGGUGCGCAACACGGUGGGCAUCGUGCCGUCGGAGGACUACACGUCGAUCGAGCUCACGGGCACCGACCGCCCGGGCCUGCUGUCCGAGGUGUGCGCGGUGCUCGCCGGCAUGCAGUGCGCGGUCCGGAGCGCCGAGCUCUGGACGCACAACACACGCGUCGCGGCCGUCGUUCAGGUCACGGACGCGGCCAAAGCCGCGGGUGGCGCCAUCGAGGACGACGCCCGCAUCGCCGACAUCAGCCGGCGCCUCGACAACCUGCUGCGCGGGCAGAACGGCGUGCGAGCGGCGGCUGCGGCCAGCCUGACGCACAAGGAGCGCCGCCUCCACCAGAUGAUGUUCGAGGACAGGGACUACGGCGCCGCUGGACCGCCGGACCCACGGACGGAGGUCUCCGUGACGCACUGCGCCGAGCGCGGGUACACCGUCGUGGUCGUCCGGUGCAGGGACCGGCCCAAGCUGCUGUUCGACACCGUCUGCACCAUCACCGACAUGCAGUACGUCGUCCACCACGGCACCGUGAGCUCGGAGCCGGCCGGCGGCGCCUACCAGGAAUACUACAUCAGGCACGUCGACGGCCACCCGGUCAGCACCGAGGCCGAGCGCCGCCGCGUGGUCCAGUGCCUCGAGGCCGCCGUGGAGAGACGCACCGCCGACGGGCUGGAGCUGGAGGUCCGCACCGACGACCGAGCCGGCCUGCUCUCCGACGUCACACGCAUCUUCCGGGAGAACGGGCUGACGAUACGGCGCGCCGAGAUAUCGUCCGAGGACGGCGAGGCCGUGGACACCUUCUACCUGUCGGACCCGCAGGGCCACCCAGUGGAAGCCAAGACGAUCGAGGCCAUCCGCGCGCAGAUCGGCGAAGCUACACUGCGGGUAAAGAACAACCCGUUGGCCGAUGACGGCGGUUCCACCUCCGAGGUCGCCGCCGGCUCGACGGCAUUCCUCUUCGGGAACCUCUUCAAGUUCUACCGUCCGUUCCAGAACUUCGGCCUCAUCAAGCUCUACUAGUAGGACUAGUAAUACAGAAAUCACAUGUAGGGUGCACAGAUACAGAUUUCAGUGUAAAUAUUAGUCCAGUCCUUCCUGUCAGAAGAUGAUGGUGAUGAUCAAGCUAGUCCGGUGUAGAUAGGGUAGCACAAACUAGCUCUGGGAAGAAAUAUUAGCUCAGCUUAGAAAGCAUAGCAUCAUAGCAACUAGUUUAGCUUGGGUAUACUUGAAUUGGGUUGUACUAGAAUCUCUGUAAAUACUCAUCUUGUACAUAGGUCAUUUUGCAAAAAAGCCCUCGCAGUUUCAGUUAA
Molecule: messenger RNA, 1813 nt
Organism: Hordeum vulgare subsp. vulgare (domesticated barley)
Lineage: Eukaryota; Viridiplantae; Streptophyta; Magnoliopsida; Poales; Poaceae
Product: ACT domain-containing protein ACR6-like
Exons: 4
Coding region: 192-1523 (443 amino acids)
Source: RefSeq, a predicted model, not a curated record